AUGUCUUAUGCUCCACCUUACGGCGAUCCUUACGCUCGCCCUCCCCCAGACCGUCCAUACGACCCCUACGGGCGCCCACCUUCUGAUCCGUAUGCACGCCCUCCCCAAGAUGGAUAUGACCGCCCCUACGACGGAGGUCGUCCAGCAUAUGACCGGGGCCCAUACAGUGCACCCCCGCCUUUAGCCCGUCCCCCUCCAGGUCCCCCGCCUCCCCUGCCACAGGGCUGGGUCCAGGAAUGGGAGCCCAAUACCCGUCGCGCAUUCUUCGUAGAACAGGCCACUGGUCGCUCCCAGUGGGAGACGCCUUACCAACAGCCCGCAUACUCUGGGUACGAUGAUGGUUCUCGCAGCGUUCCUCCUCCCGAGCCUCAGGGUGGAUACUAUGCGCCUCCCCAGGGCCCUCCACCUGUGCCUUACGAUGAUCGUAGCCCUGGCUACUAUCAGCAGCAGGAGCCAGAGAAGAAGAGCAGCAAUACUGGGAAGUAUCUCGCAGCCGGUGCUGCUGGCUUGGCUGUCGGUGGUAUUGCCGGUGCUGUCAUUGGACAUGAGCUUGGCGAGGACUCGGACAAAUCAGAUAUCGAAGAAGCUUACGAGCAGGGCCGCGAGGAUGAACAGGAGGCACAAGAGGCCUAUGAGUCCGAUCACAGUGAUUGA
Messenger RNA from Penicillium mononematosum, 654 nucleotides. Its product is annotated as WW domain protein. Gene Ontology annotation, molecular function: protein binding. The transcript has 2 exons. The coding region runs from base 1 to 654 and encodes 217 amino acids. The record is from RefSeq and is a predicted model, not a curated record. Lineage: Eukaryota; Fungi; Ascomycota; Eurotiomycetes; Eurotiales; Aspergillaceae.